Brienomyrus brachyistius is the source of this 1926-nucleotide messenger RNA. RefSeq names its product probable G-protein coupled receptor 139. Gene Ontology annotation, cellular component: membrane. The transcript has 3 exons. Gene Ontology annotation, biological process: G protein-coupled receptor signaling pathway. Lineage: Eukaryota; Metazoa; Chordata; Actinopteri; Osteoglossiformes; Mormyridae. Gene Ontology annotation, molecular function: neuropeptide receptor activity. Bases 84 to 1178 code for a protein of 364 amino acids. The record is from RefSeq and is a predicted model, not a curated record.
GCAGGUUUCGCCGGCCAGCUGUGACUGAGCUUCCCCAUUAGAGUCAAAGGAAGCCGAGGCGGAAACAAAGGGAAUCCGAGCUCAUGGAGCACAAUCACAUCUACAGCAGCCUGUCAGCCAACAGCAGCGCCUGGGGUGCGGGUCAGCACACCCCCGGGCUCCAAGCCUGUCCCCUGGGGACGCUGCCCGUCAUCUACUACAGCGCACUACUCUGCCUCGGCCUCCCCGUUGCAAACAUCCUCACAGUGAUCAUCCUGUCACAGCUGGUGCUGCGGCGCCAGAAGUCCUCCUAUAACUACCUUCUGGCGCUGGCGGUGGCGGACAUCUUGGUGCUCUUCCUUAUCGUCUUCGUGGACUUCUUGCUAGAGGACUUCAUCCUGGGCAGCCAGCUGCCCCCCUCCCUCAACAAGACGGUGCAGGUGUUGGAGUUUGCUUCCAUGCACACCUCCAUAUGGAUCGCCGUGCCACUGACAGUGGAUCGCUACAUCGCCGUGUGCCACCCACUGCGUUACCACGCCAUGUCCUACCCUGCCCGCACACGUCGCAUCAUCCUGCUUGUCUACCUGGGCUGCCUGCUCUCUAGCACCCCCUACUACUGGUGGCCAGAGCUCUUGCAGGGCUCCACUGGAGCUAGCAGCCCCGGCCAGCACGUGCUAGUGUGGGCGCACUGCGUCACUGCCUACCUGGUGCCCUGCUCCAUAUUCUUUGUCCUAAACUCGGUGAUUGUCCACAAGCUUCAUCGGCGGAGCUGCUUCCGCCUGCGGGGAUACUCCACGGGCAAGACCACCGCCAUCCUGCUUGCAAUCACCUCCGUCUUUGCGGUUCUGUGGGCGCCACGCGUGGUUAUGAUCCUCUACCACCUCUACACGGCCCCGCCCACCGCGCCGGGCCCCACGCGCUUGCUCCACCUCGUCACCGACGUGGCUAACAUGCUGGCGCUGCUCAACACCACCAUCAACUUCUUCCUGUACUGCUUCAUCAGCAAGCGCUUCCGGGUCAUGGCUGCCACCACACUCAGGGCUUUCUUCCGGUGCAGGAAGCAGCCGGCUCACUUCUACGCCGGUCACAACUUCUCCAUCACCAGCAGUCCCUGGAUCUCGCCGGCAAACUCCCAUCGCAUCAAAAUGCUGGUCUACCAGUAUGACAAAAACGGAAAGCCGGUCUGCAUCUCCUCCUGAGAAUCGCCUCUCCGUUUUUUUGUUUUGAAGAUACUGAAUUUUCCCAGUAUGAGCUGCGGGGAGGCAUGUCAUUGGUUAAUCGUGGCCACCUGACUAGGAACCACAAUUGAAGAAGAAACUCUAACAGAAUCUGGACAGGCAGGCUUCAGGAUCAUUUCUGGUUAGAAAGCAUACAUAGUUAUUCCGAAGAUAAGCAGCACUUUCUUUGAAUAGAAAAGCCAAUCUAGAGAGCUGAUUAUGUGGUUUCCUCUAGAGGUCCCUGUCGUUUAAGGUACCCAAACCUGCAGCAUUAUGAAAGCUGGAGAAGGCAGAUGAGAAGCAGCCCGGCCCCUGGCAAAUGGUGAGCGCUGUUCCUUAAUACUGGUCUGGAUUUCCCCAGCGGGAGUCAGCUAGUUCCACGGGGAAUGAAGAUUGCUCACUCUGCUUACUCCGUUGGUUUCUGGGACCUUCUAAAGAUGUGUGACUCACCACAGGAGCUAUGACCUAUGACCUCAGCUCUGGGGUUCAUGUUUCUGUUUGGCAUGUCGUCGGUAUCCACAGCAACAAAUAAUGACGGACUCGUCAAAAAAGAGACACUAAAAAGACAGAUUAUAUUUCCUCUAUUUUACUAUUUUUUUGCUAUAUUUAACACAGCUGUACUAAUUAGUGAUGGCGCUGUGCAAUAAAGACCACAAACUGCAAAAUGCUAAUGCAGAAUAUGUAGCUGCAGCACUGUAGCACAUGGAAUAGUGACUGUUAGAUACACAGA